Molecule: messenger RNA, 667 nt
Organism: Salvelinus namaycush (lake trout)
Lineage: Eukaryota; Metazoa; Chordata; Actinopteri; Salmoniformes; Salmonidae
Product: cysteine-rich protein 1-like
Exons: 5
Coding region: 127-363 (78 amino acids)
Biological process (GO): intrinsic apoptotic signaling pathway in response to DNA damage; regulation of gene expression
Molecular function (GO): zinc ion binding
Source: RefSeq, a predicted model, not a curated record
AAACAUCUGCAUUUCACAACGAGGCGUGGUUUAGAACGGACAGGUGGGCUGCUACUGCUGUAUAACUGCUGUGAGCAUUAAUUAAACUAGGAUAUUUCUAUCUAUCCCGGAGACCAACACAUCAUCAUGCCGAAGUGCCCAAAAUGCACGAAGGAAGUUUACUUCGCGGAGAGAGUGACAUCACUGGGGAAGGACUGGCACAGACCCUGUCUGAAGUGUGAGAAGUGUAACAAGACGCUGUCGGCCGGAUCACACGCAGAGCACGAUGGCAAGCCUUACUGUAACAGCCCCUGCUACUCUGCACUAUUUGGGCCUAAAGGAUUUGGACGUGGGGGAGCUGAAAGCCACACAUUCACUAAGUAGACCAACUCAGGUUCAUCCACCACACCAAAUGGGUUACAAGAAGAAGGCAACUCAGCAUUCUACAACAUCCUCCAAACUAUGCUAAACAAAAACAAACAACCAAAAAGACUCCUUUUUGGAACCACCGUUUUGUGUUAUUUUCUGUCUUUGUGUUGUCUAGAGGAAUCAGUCUUAAUACACAUUUGAAUUGGCUAUAGUGAGAUGUUUACUAUAAUCCCACUAGUUAAUCGGAGGGUUGUACACUAACCUCUCUGUUCCUGUACAUGUUUUUCAAUUCUGAUUAAACAGUCUUUUUCAAAAUGUU